UUUGAGUUGGAGUGGUAUACUCCUCUCCAUUUUAUGUGUUCUGCUCUUCAUCUUCUUCUCUUGAAAUUCUCUCCAUUUUCUUUGAUAAAAAAUCUGAACAUGUAAGCCUCUCUCUGCUGGUCAUCUUAAAUCUGUUGGCACCAAAAAGAAAAGUUCAAAGUGGCCGGGGGAAAUGGAUCAUUGGGUUGAUUUGGUUCGUGUAUUUUCUCGCAAACUAGGUUGCUACAUCUAGCAUGGGACUCAUCUUACACAGCAACAGUCCCAAGUCAAGCUGCCCUCCUAUUGACAUCAUUGCCUUUUGGACACCCUUUCUCUUAGUGCACCUUGGUCGUUCCGACGCCAUUACCUCUUAUUCUCAACAGGAUAAUACAUUGUGGCAAAGGCACUUUCUUGCGUUCUUGUCGCAGGAAAAAAAUUGGGUGCCUGUCCGCGGGAAAACUGGACUAGUCAUUCCAAAACAGUUCCAUGGCAUGGAGAACCACAAAUCAAUAUCAGGAACUGCAGUUCUACUCUUCAGCAAUUUAAAGGGGAUACUUGUUGGCCCUCUUCCAAAGGAAAAAGAACUAAAGCGAAUCAUAGAAAGGAUCAUGUUGCGAAGGAGUGAUGGAGAAGUGCUUCGGAUUUUUGAGAUUGAGCUAAGCCUUUUGUAUGAGGUUCUUCACACCAAGUUGCCCCUGUUAGACAGCAAGACUGGAUCCUAUUUCCGUAUGGCAAAUUUUGGUUGCAUCUUGGUUGCCUUGAUUUCGUUCUCAUUGGUUAAGAAGCACUACAACUUAGAUUGGUUUGCAAUUUCUCACAUCCAAGAUGGAUCUCAACUUAUCAACAAUUGUGAGUUGCCUGAUGCACCUAUCAAAAGGCGCAGGUACUGCUACAAAAACAAAGAGGAGAAAGAAGUUUGGUUGUCAGAAGAAGAAUUUGAAAAACUUCUUGAGCCAGUCAUGAAUCAGAAGCAGCAGGAGUUGAUCAAGAAUUUAAAUUGGAAAGUUGGAUUACACACAAACUCUCCUGAUUAUAUGUUUUACCUUGUAGAGAUGCAGCCCACCAUGAUGGCCGGUGUAUUGGACAAUUGGAAAGAUGAGUUUAAAAGAACAUCUAAAGAGACCAGGUCAAUGGUACCCUUGAAGUUUUUCUCAAAUGAGAGGAGUUUUGCUAAAAAGAUCUUGUUCGCGUCCCAGGAAGUAAAAGUAAAAAUAGAAGAAGAAGAUGAUGAUGAAGAAAUGAAGUUAUUAUCUGAAGCAGUUGAGGUUGCCGGUGGGCUCGAACGGGAGGAUGGUUAUCCAUGGGAGGGAAUGGGCAAAGUUUGGGUACAAUUGAUGUGCUAUGCUGCUAUUAAAUGCAGGCCGAAUGUCCAUGCAGAUCAACUAAGCAAGGGUGGAGAACUUCUCACGUUCGUUGGUUGUUGAUGAGUCAUUUUGGUUUUGGAACUAAAUAGAGAAAGUUGAGAGAAUAGUUCAAAAAAGAACCUGAAAGAAGACGGGGAAGAAUAAGGAUAAUUUAUGUAUGUUUUCGACUUAUAUCUGGAAUUGGGUUCUCUAUUGUCUUAAAUUGUUUAUUGUAUUAUGUUAAAGUAAUUUUGUACUAAAUUUUUGUAUUUAAA
This is a messenger RNA of Rubroshorea leprosula, 1597 nucleotides long. Lineage: Eukaryota; Viridiplantae; Streptophyta; Magnoliopsida; Malvales; Dipterocarpaceae. The record is from the annotation of a GenBank genome assembly.